Phaeodactylum tricornutum CCAP 1055/1 is the source of this 3153-nucleotide messenger RNA. RefSeq lists its product with no specific name. The record is from RefSeq and is a predicted model, not a curated record. The coding region runs from base 16 to 3153 and encodes 1045 amino acids. NCBI's taxonomy places the organism in Eukaryota, Bacillariophyta, Bacillariophyceae, Surirellales, Neidiaceae. The transcript has a single exon.
AGAAUACAUCCUAACAUGGCGUCUAUGUUGACGGCAAUGUCUUCUUUACCCGCCAAGAAGCGAAGAGGUUCAAACGCUAGUAAGAGCAGUGUGGAAGGCGAAAGUAGUGAUGCGAACGAAGCAUUGCCAUCGUUGUCGCAAAGGAACAAUCCUUCCGAUACAACUGCCGCAAUGGCAAGCGGAUCAUCGGAAAAAUCAAAAGCAGAAUCUGCUACUCCUCGGUCUCCUGAAGGCCUUCAUGAGUCAAGCAAUCAUGCAAAGCCUCUGAAAAUUAGUGAAAACCGGCUGCCGAGCAAAAAGCGAAAGGGAUCACAUGACUCCAAUCCACAAGGCAUCCACAGUCAAUCGAAACGGAAAGGGUCGCAAGAGUCAUCCUCUUCACUUCGGAAUCAUCUUCAAGUACCGCUUCCAGCACUUCAUGAUUCUAACGAUUGUAAACAAUCAUCGCAAAGAGGCUCUGGUUGCUCUGAGAUGCCUUUCGAAACAGAUCACAAAGCACGAAAGCGAAAAGGAUCGCACGAUUCGAAUACCGUCAAGUUUGACAAGGACACCAAAGUGCCCGCAGAACGGAAGGGAUCUCACGAUGCAUCGGUACAGUUUAAAGAGGACGUCAAAUCGCAAAAACGAAAAGGAGCACAGGAAAAAUCGUCUACGCCUUCAAUAGAUUCGGCGGCGGAACAGAAACGAAAGGCUUCUCAUGAUUUUACCGAAUCUGUUCUCCUUAACGGUGUAUCGUCGUCGAUACCGGGACGCAAAAUGUCUCACGAUUUAUCAGUACAAUUCGUGACAGGCUUCAACGAACGAAAGUGGUCGCAAGACAUUACCAUUCCUAGUUUCGAGGGAGUGCCUCGCAAAGAUAGCUACGAUUCCUCUUUGAAACUGGACGAGUUGCUACCGUUCCCCCCGCCAGAACCAGUUUCCAAUCUUAGACACCCGUCAUUCAACACUACCAAUACAGAUACCCCAAGUGUGCUAACAGGCGUCCAUCCGACGGCAAUUAGUGCUAUGGACCAUCUCAAGGCACUCAGUGGCGCAAAUGGUGAUACAGCUGCGGUGGCAUCAAAAAAUGAUCUAGAAGAUGAAGAUAGUCGAAGCAGUUCAACGUUUGCAAGUUCGGGGCAACGCAUCCUGCUAGAAGCCUUUCCCAAUCCCUCGCAGGAAGGAAAUUUUAGCUCGGGAAAUUUCGGGAGCCAUUCAGAUACCUCACACCCGACGGGAAGACAUCGUUUAGAGUCUUGGGGCGCCAUGUCUGAUUUGAGUGCCCCGUUGGCUGGUGGGGGCUGUUCAGACUCCACAGCUGCUGCUUUGGCACACUCAGCUCUCCAGCACGCGGACUUGGCAGACGAUGUUAUGGAUGCCGCCGCAGGAUUAGACUCUAUCAACGAUUUGCACGAGGCACCAGACGCAAUUCCGAAUCGUAUUUCUUUGGGACGGGAACGGUUUAACUCUGUGGCGUCGUUGUCGGAAGUCUCGCUCUCGGGCCUUUUGUUCGACGGCAUUGAGGUAUCAGGGGACAUGCAAGCUUUUGUAUCAGCGGCGAUGGCUACAAUGGGAGAUCAGCUCGAAGCAUUGGCGGGUGCUGUGGAGACGGUCGCGAACUCAGCCGGUCCACAUGCAUUGGAUGCGCUUCGACGAGAGUUGGGCAUGGACAGUGAUGCCGAUAGCGAUGCGUCCCCUAUGAUAGGCGCCAUGUCCGAUAACGGGCGGCACAAAGGCCGUCCAAGAUCCUGGUCGACUUCGUCCGGAAGAAUUUCGGUCGAUUACGAAGCUGUUGCGGCUGCGGUCGAUGCGGGAGAAGCCGCUGACUUGUCCGGAGUUGCAGCUAUCGAUCCUUCAAGUAGUUCAAUAUCAAAAGAACGCCAAAGGCAUGCGAGUCGACGACAGCUGCCGUUGCAACGAGCUCGUGACGACAGCGAUCUCUCCUUGAAUUCCGACGAGCGGGCUCACCUAAAUGCUUCGUUGGUCGGGUCUUCUCUGACAGAUGAUGAGAUCAAGCGUAUUCAAGAACGCGCUCGGAAGAAAGCUGGGUACAUUCCACCGACCGCAAGAAGCAAAGCUGAGAAUAAAGCGAACAAAGAGAAGACGGGGCCUUUCAAAAAGCGUGUCAAACGCAAUUCUCCUGAGCCGGCACAGAUACGGUCGGCUUCGCCCGGAGGAACUCACACACCGAAGGCUUCAAAUAAGUCGAUGACCAUGUCUGACAAUCUGCCGCUGGUACCGGACUUGGUGCUCUCAGGGAGCACGGCAGCCAGCAAAGCUGCUAAAGGACAAGCAAGUCAAAAGUGGGAAAGCAUGUUUGAAUGCCUUGUUGAGUACGUUGACCAAUGCAAAAAGGAAGAGACGAAAGGAUUUUCUCAGACCGAGGUUGAUCAGUGGCAAUGGGAUGGCAACGUACCCACGAGUUACAAGUCAAUCGAUGGCAAAGCGUUGGGUCGCUGGGUUAACAAUCAGCGUUCAGCCAAAAGCAAGGGAACGUUAAAAGGUGAACGCGAGCAACGACUUCUGGAUGCAGGUUUAAAAUGGAGUGUGCUAACUUCCAACUCUUGGAACGAAAUGCUGGAAGAAUUACGACUUUAUAUCAAAGAACAAGCGGCGAAGGGGAAGAAAUGGGAUGGCAACGUCCCGACGAAUUAUCAGAUAAAGAACCGAUCAAAUGGCCGGUUUGCUGGCGAAGACAAAAAUCUUGGACGUUGGGUCAAUCGUCAGCGAAGUCAAUUCCAUGCAGGAAAGUUGAGGAAAGACCGUCAACUAGAUUUGGAGAAAGUUGGUCUGAAAUGGUCAAUGCUUGCCACCAACUCCUGGGAUUCCAUGUACGAAACUCUUUGUGAGUACGUGGACCAGAGGAAAAAGGAGGGCGGAGGAUGGGAUGGGAAUGUCCCUGCCAACUAUCGAACCAACGAUUAUCCGCCUCGUGCGCUCGGCCGAUGGAUCAACCGCCAGAGAUCGGCGUUCGCAAAAGACAAGCUAAAAAGCGAAUACGUUGAAAAAUUGAGCGAAACGGGCUUGAAGUGGAGCGUUCACGAGCGUACUUGCUCUGAGAAGGACGACAUGGAUGGCGAAGACCACGAGGCUUCCUCUCAACCGAGCGUGAAGCCAGAGACGGUAACGUCUACCAAAUCUAACGAAAUGGCGGUGGAAACGAUUAAAGUGUAG